Molecule: messenger RNA, 1429 nt
Organism: Botrytis cinerea B05.10
Lineage: Eukaryota; Fungi; Ascomycota; Leotiomycetes; Helotiales; Sclerotiniaceae
Exons: 3
Coding region: 219-1130 (303 amino acids)
Source: RefSeq, a predicted model, not a curated record
GAGCUGUUUGCCUGCAGCCUUGUCAAUCAAUCUGGCAUGCGUCGCUUGAAAAGAACGCCCCAAAAAGGCCGCCGAGUACAAAUGCCCCAAUUGCCCCAUUGAUUAACAAGAAAUCAUCCCGAUCUUUGCCCUUUUCAAGUCAAUUAUAAGAAGUCAUCAAAGAACUGCGUGAGAAUCCAUCCAACUCAUUCAUUCUUGCAUACCAAACGAAAAGAUCUAUGGACAUCAAGCAAUCGACACCCUUCACAAUGCCAAAAUCAAAUCAAUCAUUGUCGUCAUCACCUGCCUACAUUAUUCAUGGUGAUCCAUCUGUAACAAGUAGUGAGAUCUUGCCAAUGGUGCCGGUAAACCAGCCAACUACCCCAACUUCUCAUGAAAGAGCAGUGGAUUCAGCUGCGACGACUCAGCAAGUCGAUGCAUCAAAUUUCACGAUAACAGCACCUGUCAAUUCAAAUUCUAUGGCAGGCUCCAGUAAACCAGGAAGUGCCAAAAUUCACCCUGAUGAAUUGCUUUCAAAGCUUGAGAAUGUUAUCCAGCAGCUAGAGUCGUCCCAGGAAGAACGUCUCAUUACACGGCUUGAGAAUGUUCUAUCACGCCAGGCAGAGGCAAAUUCAAGUUUGUCAAAUGAGAAGACAGACACCAGAGAACCAAUUAAGCUUAAAGAUGCAGUUGGGAGACGCUUCAGCUUCCCUUAUCACCGAUGUGAGACCUGGGCAGGAAUCUCAGAACUUAUCAAAGCAGCAUUUCUUCAUGUCGAAAUCAUUGGCCCACAUGUUAGCGAAGGACAUUACGAUAUUAUGAACCCUGCUGGGGAAGUCAUCCUUCCUCAACUCUGGCAAUAUUAUGUUCAGCCUGGAUGGGACAUCUCCAUGUCAAUGUGGCCAAUUCCUGGCCCUCCCAAGUCAAGAAUUCCGGCACCAACACCGAACACGCCAGUACAUGUUAUCGUGGAUAAAGUACUCAGACCCGCUCCAAACUGCUUUCAGUCGCAUUAUCCACCUAGCUAUUCUAGCGAUUCGAGUGUUCAGGGGAAAGGGAUUCGGGCAUUAUGGCAAAAAAUGAAAGGGAUAUUCAAGAGUAAACACAUGAUCUGUGACACGAAUAGCUGCGAGUCUGUUUAUUGUGAUUAAUUCCUAGUUCAUCAUUUUCCGUCAGUUCGAGGUCGGGCGAUUUGGUCUUAAAAUAAAUGAGUUUAUUUCGUUCCACAAAAGUUAAGUAACUUCUGGACUGUUUAACUUCCUAAUUAUUUAACAAUUCGUCAUCAUUAAGAAAUAUUCAAGAUAAAUUUAUGUCACCUACCUUUGUGCUUGUAAGUGUCUCAAAGUGGAUGGAGUUUAAUGGAAUGGCAGCCAAGGAAUCAGUAAUUUUGCUAGAUAUUUCACAAUGCUAGAUUUUUGAUAGUCAAAAUUUUACUAGUUUUUCCCUCACA